AUGAAGUUCACAGUUGCAUCCCUCGCCGCCUUGGCCCUCGGCGCAGUCCAGGUGGCAGCCGCCCCUGCUUCCGACAAUGUCAAUCUGGUGACCCGAGCACCCACCGUCUACUUCUGCGGUGACAGCACGAUGGCCGCCAAAGGCGCCAACGAUGGAGCCACCGACGGCUGGGGCAGCUACAUCGGCGACCUCCUGACAGUUUCCACCGUCAACAAGGCCAUCGGCGGACGCUCUGCCCGCUCCUACUGGAACGAGGGCCGGUUCCAGGCCGUCGCCGACCUAGUCAAGUCUGGCGACAUCGUCGUCAUCGAGUUCGGCCACAACGACGGAGGCAGUCCCACCAGCAAUGACAACGGCCGCUCCGACUGCCCCGGCGCCGGCACAGAGACAUGCAUCUCCGACAAGACCGGCGAGACGGUGUACACCUUUGUGUUCUACGUCAUCCAGGCAGCGAAGCUCAUGACGGCCAAGGGUGCCACCGUCAUCCUCAGCUCCCAGACGCCCAACAACCAGUGGGAGACUGGCGUCUGGUCCGGAGCCCCUAGCCGCUUUGUGGGAUACCAGUUGACGGCUAAGAACGCGCUUGCUGACUCCAAAGUCACCUUUGUUGACCACCACGAGGCGGUCAGCCGCAUGUACCGCAAGCUCGGCAACAGCGCCGUCAAUGCCCUUUACCCCAACGACCACACGCACACCAGCCCUGCCGGAGCCAAGUAUGCCGCCCAGUCUUUCGUCCAGGCCGUUUAUCAGAAUAUGAAUGGCACCACAAGCUUGACGAGCUAUGUCAAGACCCCAAUCACCACUGUAUACUAA
Clonostachys solani is the source of this 813-nucleotide messenger RNA. NCBI's taxonomy places the organism in Eukaryota, Fungi, Ascomycota, Sordariomycetes, Hypocreales, Bionectriaceae. The record is from the annotation of a GenBank genome assembly.